AUGGGUGUAGGCCAAUUGUUGAAGAAGCAGUUUACUGCUAGCAAGCUCAUCUUCCACAUCCUAUUCUGGGGCAUGCACUGGGGAAUUUUUGCCUAUGGAUGGUACAAGCAAGAGUCCGACAUCAGAUUGGCUGGUUUGAAUACUCUUCAGUUUUCCGUAUGGCUGUCACGAGGUGCAGGUCUGGUGCUCUCAGUCGAUGGAACCAUCAUUCUGCUGCCGGUUUGUCGAACUAUCAUGCGAUGGAUUCGGCCCAAGGUCAAGUUCCUGCCACUGGACGAGAACAUCUGGUUCCAUCGACAGGUCGCAUACGCCAUGUUGCUGUUUACCAUCAUCCACACUGCGUCCCAUUACGUCAACUUCUACAAUGUUGAGAAAACGCAAAUUCGGCCUGUCACCGCCAUCCAGAUCCACUACGCUCAAGCUGGUGGAAUUACCGGUCACGUCAUGUUGCUUUGCAUGUUGUUGAUGUACACCACUGCUCACCAACGCAUCCGACAACAGUCAUUCGAGACUUUCUGGUACACGCACCACCUCUUUAUUCCGUUCUUGCUGGGUCUCUAUACCCACACGACUGGUUGCUUCGUCCGUGACACCGCUCUGCCCUUCUCGCCAUUCGCAGGUGAUGAUUACUGGGGUCACUGUAUUGGUUAUCUAGGAUGGCGGUAUGAGCUAUUCGCUGGAGGGUUUUACCUGAUCGAGCGUCUGUACCGUGAAAUUCGCGCCAAGCGAACCACCAAGAUCACCCGCGUUGUCCGCCACCCAUACGAUGUCGUCGAGAUCCAGUUCAACAAGCCGUCUUUCAAGUACAAGGCUGGACAGUGGCUCUUCCUUCAGGUGCCUUCAGUCUCGAGCUUCCAAUGGCAUCCGUUCACUAUCACGUCGUGCCCGUACGACCCUUACGUUUCUGUUCACGUGCGACAAGUUGGUGAUUUCACUCGGGCUUUGGGUGAUGCUGUCGGUGCCGGUGCCGCUCAAUCUAAGCUCUACGAGGGAGUCGACCCCAUGGGAAUGUAUGAAGUCGCAUUGCAAAAUGGUCAGCAGAUGCCGCUGCUCCGAAUCGAUGGCCCUUACGGAGCCCCAGCCGAGGACGUGUUCGACAACGAAAUUGCUGUUCUGAUUGGUACCGGUAUUGGUGUUACACCUUGGGCUUCCAUCUUGAAGAACAUCUGGCAUCUGCGCAACAGUCCCAACCCUCCCACGCGUCUUCGCCGUGUUGAGUUCAUCUGGGUGUGCAAGGAUACCGGUUCCUUCGAGUGGUUCCAGACGCUCUUGUCCUCUCUUGAGCAGCAGAGUACUGAGGCUGCCCGAGUUCCUGGCAGCAACGGUGUCGAGUUCUUGAAGAUUCACACCUACCUGACACAGAAGCUCGACAUGGACACCACGCAAAACAUUGUUCUGAACUCGGUCGGUGCGGAAGUUGACCCUCUCACUGAGCUCAAGGCCCGUACCAACUUCGGCCGACCCAACUUCCAGAGAAUGUUCGAGACCAUGCGUGAUGGUAUUUUGGACCGUUCAUAUAUCAGUGGUUUGGAAGGCAGCAUGCAGACCACCGUCGGAGUGUACUUCUGCGGUCCGUCCGCAGCCGCCCGCUCCAUCCACAAGGCUGCUAAUGCCGCGACCGUGAGAGAGGUCAAGUUCCGCUUCUGGAAGGAACACUUCUAG
Molecule: messenger RNA, 1662 nt
Organism: Neoarthrinium moseri
Lineage: Eukaryota; Fungi; Ascomycota; Sordariomycetes; Amphisphaeriales; Apiosporaceae
Exons: 5
Coding region: 1-1662 (553 amino acids)
Biological process (GO): defense response; superoxide anion generation
Cellular component (GO): NADPH oxidase complex; plasma membrane
Molecular function (GO): superoxide-generating NAD(P)H oxidase activity
Source: RefSeq, a predicted model, not a curated record